CACAGAGUCUUCCGCUUUAAACAAUAUCAUGUCUCGCGUAUUCUGCCAUUCACAGAAACUAAUUGAAAGAAAAUUGUAAAUAGAAGCCUGACCACAAGUAAGCUUGGGUAUUCCAGCCGAUGUACUUGCUCUGUCUCAGUCAGUCUUAUAAUAUCGAUGCACCGGUACGGAUAGAGCAGCAUGCAGUUUAAACUUUUGGCUCAUUUGCUGUCGUUUACGUUAAUUUCGAGCGUGGUAUGUCAAGGAGUAGCUACCAAUGGCACAAAAAGCGACCAAGAUUCUGCGUCAGAUCUUGCCACUUCUAACCCCGAAGAGUUUGAAGUGUUCCUAAAGAGCCUUAGCAAAAGCAAGAACAGAGAAUGCGAAUCAAGAACACUAAAAAAUGUACUGAAGGCUCUUUCAACUGCCCAACCGCGCUCAUACGUCUUCAUAUUUACAAAUGGCCCGGCCAAAGACUAUUAUUUGGUGUCCAAAGUACUCGAAAAGCUUGCCGAAAAGAAGAGCCAGGUUGUCUUUGUUCUCGGAGAAUUAUGUGCUGCUCCAAGUCACGUUGGGUACCAAGUGUACGAGCGCAUCGCCCGCCAAUCACUUGGUCAGGUACUCCAUUUAAGCAGGAAAGAUGUCGAUCUUGCACUGAGGUUUGUGGAAACUGUAAUUCACGUUGAUAAAGUCCAGCUUUUGGCGCUUAAUUCAAAGGAAUCUGGUGUAAGAACAUUCAAUUUCCUUGUUGAUCGUCAUUUGAAAAAUAUUGUUAUUUCAACUAUUGGCAAGAAGCAUGUCCAAGUUAAAAUCAAACCUCCAAAAAAUGCAAAAGCAAGCAAUGUCGAGAAGGUAAUAAAGACUUCGAGCAUGGUUGUCUCGAAAAUUGAAAAUCCCCAAGAAGGGCUGUGGAACGUAGUCGUCAAGAGCACCGGAAAUUACUCUAUUCGUGUGACAAGCAAAAGUCAGUUUUUCGUCAGUUACGGGUUUUCUACGACGAAAUACACUCAAAAGGACGAGAGCUUUAAACUUAAAAAUCAGCCUAUUCUUGAUGCGACUAACUACCUUUAUGUCUCCUUCAAAUCCAAGAAAAAGAGGGUUCAUUUGGGAAUACUGAGCCAGGUAGACCUGCUUACGCUAAACGGAAAGGUCAUCAGGACGCUGCCCGUGUCAUUAGAUUCCUUGCUCGAAGACAGUUUUGUUGUUAAGUUCAUUCCACCAAGAGAUCCUUUUCUUCUGCGGUUCGUUGGUGUAGACGAUGAAGGAGAUUUUGCACGCGUAUCGCCAAAUGUUGUAGACCCAAGUCUACCAGAUAGGCCACGUAUUACAAUGAAGAAGCAAUAUCGAGGAUUCAUGGGGCAGGAUUUAGCUUUAUAUUGCUACGUCGAAAGCUCGGUUCCGUUCACAGUGACAUGGAGUCAUGGUAAUACUCCACUGUCAAAUCCAACAAACUACGUAAAGAAUGUAAAUUCAAGUCUUUGGGUAAAUUCUGGCGCUGGCAGCGAAUUUACAUGCACAGCUAGAAAUAUUGCUGGUGUGAGCAGCCAGACAACUACUGUUAGUUUCAACAUUCCUCCCCCUAUCAUUGAGGAGAAUGGUAACAGAACGGCUCUGUUAGGAGAGAAUGUGUUUCUUCAAUGCCUUGCGUUCAGCACUGUCCCAAUCAAAAUCAAAUGGUACAGAGGCAACAAAGAAAUUCUAACUGACCGUAGAUUUGUCGUCACAACCGACUUGCAAGUGGCGAUAUCCAACGUCAGAGUAGAGGAUAGUGGAUGGUACUCCUGUGUAGCAAGCAAUGGAGGCGGGCAAUCAAUCAACUCAUUUUAUUUGAAGGUUUAUGAGGACCCUAUAAUCUCUGUGUUUCCACAAAUACAAGUCUUCAAAGUAGGAGAAUCCUUUGCCUUUGCUUGUGAUGUUGUUGGCCAAGUACCACCCUACAUCACUUGGUUGAAGGACGAUAAAAAUCUUCCGAAAAUUCCUCGUAUUCAACAAGAUCCCCCUACUCAGCUUUACAUUUCGGAUGCAAAAGUGACGGAUGAAGGGAAAUACGCUUGUGUGGCGAAUUACUCACACAUUCGCAAUGGUGUUGUUCUUAGGUCUUACUCAUUUGCUGAGUAUAGAACUCCACCAAAAGCGAAGAUACGAAUCCAAGACAUAUCUGCUCUCACUGGUAGUCCUGUCACAUUAAAAUGCUCUGCGAAGGGCAAGCCUGAACCGUCAAUUAACUGGCACAAGAAUGGAGAGCCAAUAAAACCAAAUAAAAGAAUCGUCACAUCUGAAAGGUCCCUGUUUAUUCUGGAGUCUAAAGUUGAAGACACGGGAAGCUAUUCUUGCGUGGCACAAAAUUCUGAAGGGCUUGAUUUUGCAAGCACCCAUAUUUUGAUAGGAACCAAGCCAACUAUAAAAGAGGAGAGAGUUAGACGGGUGGAAGUAAAAAGAAAUACAAACGUUACAUUAGAAUGCACAGCGAUAGGAAUUCCUAAACCUUAUGUUUAUUGGAUUGACAGUAAUGGAAAAGAGAUAGAAAAGAACAGUGGUGUGGUCAGGCUUUCUUCUGGAAAACUGCUGAUCACAUCGAUGAAGAAAAAGUACACAGGAAAGUACUUGUGCAAAGCAGAGAACCAAUUUGGCUCAGAGAUGGCCCAAAUCGAUGUGGAAAUCUUAGGCUUAGAAAAGCCCAAAAUCAGAAGCCUGAAGGAACCUUUGAUUUAUGCCAAAAUUAACAGCGACAUUAUCCUGCCAUGUGAAGUGACUGGCAAAACACAGCCAAAAUUCAAAUGGGUUCGACGUGGUGGAAAUUUCGAUUUAACCAAUGAUCGUUUUCAGAUUCUUGCGAACGGAAGUCUGUUGAUAAAGAAUGUAACUGCUGAAGACUCAGCAACGUACGUCUGCAAGGCCUCCAAUGACGUAGGGAGCACAAGAGCAGAUAGAAAACUCAUCGUUACAAUCCCGCCGACGUGGACGUUGAAGCCAGGUGAACAGUACGAAUUGUUUGAAGGCGAAGAGCUACGACUAGAGUGUUUUGCAUCCGGUAUUCCAAGGCCUCGCAUUUCUUGGAAACAUAACGGGAAGUUACUAGAUUUGAAAGAAGAUAUCUUGGUGAUCAAGGAAGUUAACAAAACGAGUAAUGGAACCUACAAAUGUAUUGUGAGAAACGAAGGUGGCAAAAUCACUGCUGAAACGACUGUUCUUGUCAAAGAUUUCAACGUCGUCGGUGUAAGCUCGUAUGAGUUAGCAGGGACCCUUCCCUUGAACAGGCCGUUGCAGACAAGAGAAAUCGAUAUCCUGCGAUUCGUGGUUCUACCGGAGGACACAAGAAUCAAAGCAGGAGUUUCACAAUUAUUCAGCUGCAUUGCCAGUGGCAACCCUACACCAGUGGUAACCUGGCAAAGAAGCGGAGUAGCAAUGGACACACCUCUGUAUAUUUUGCCUAAUAACAGCUUGGUAAUCAACAAUGCACGCCUUGAGGACGGUGGCUUCUACGCCUGCGUUGCCGAGAACGAAAGGGGGAAAAUCAUGAAAGAUUUCAUUGUUACCGUCGUUGUGAAUGGAGGAUUCAGCCAAUGGUCUGACUGGGGACCAUGCAGUAAGAGUUGUGGGGAAGGCAAACAGUUGAGGAACCGGUAUUGCAACAACCCUUCACCACAGAACGGUGGUGAUAAAUGUGAGGGAUAUUAUGUGCAACAAAGAGCAUGCAAUCAGAAUCCAUGUGUGAAGUCAACGCUUGCUUCUUGGUCUUCCUGGGGCAGAUGCUCUCAGUCCUGCGAAGGUGGAAGGCAGUCGCGAAUAAGACCAUGCUCAGCAGGAACCAGGGAUUGUCCACAUGGAAUGCAGUUUGAACAUCGACUUUGCAACAGAUUCAGAUGUGGAGGUAUUCUCGGGAUAACCGAAGUUAUAGGCAGUGUGUCUGGUACGGUGAACAGGCAAGAUAUUGGUUCAAUAGCUUUGAUGGCUGAUAUAAGCUAUGUCAAUCAGUUUGUGAAAAUCAGUCUCGAUGUCAAGGGCAUUCCCAAGCCGUUGCUUUACAUCAUGAGAUCAGUAGUCUCGUUUAUGGUACCAGUUUACUGGUCUGUCGUGAAUCAAGGCAGAGAUGGCUUCAAUGGAAUAUCGAUUGCAGCCGGGAAGUUCACGUACACUGGAAAGAUUAAGUAUAACGAUGUGCAAAUCUUGGUGACAACAUGCUUGGUUUCGGCGAUCCCAGGGAGCAAAUCAUUGAUGAUGGAGACUAGCUUAUCUGGGGAUGUACAACACUUUCCACGUAAGGGUUUCUCACCGCAGAAUUACAACGAAGUAUUUUUGCAAACAUCUCCAAAUUCAAUUUACGGCUACUCUGAGCGAUACAUUCUCAUUGGGGAAUCUUCAACGAAAUACAGCCUAGAACAUACAAUAACAUACGCAUCUGAUUAUACUUUAAAUUUCCCUGCCCAGACGUACAACGUGCGUCCGGAUAAACUGGUUCUCAAUGAAGAUGAAAUGUCUUUACGCCACGAGGUCACUGCGUCCUACCUCGAAGGGACAGAUAAAUGCCCAGACGGAUUUUUGAAAGACGACAGGUUCUGCGCGGACGUGAAUGAGUGCUUAGUGUCCACACAAUGCGAACAACUUUGCAUUAACACAAAUGGAAGUUAUCACUGUAGUUGCAACAAGGGAUUCUUCCUUUCCAGAGAUGGUGUUAGUUGUCAAGAUAUAAAUGAGUGUCGUCAGAGCUUUCAUAACUGUAAAAACCAUGAGCUAUGCAUCAAUACCAGGGGUGGCUAUGUUUGUAAAGAGAAACAAUGCUCUCGGGGUUUUGCAAGAGACGAGAAGACUCGAGAAUGUGAAGACAUCGAUGAAUGCGAGAAGGAUGGCAUUUGCCCGGUCUUGCAGACCUGUGUGAACACAAUUGGCUCAUAUGAAUGUAUGUGGGUCCCUUGCUCUGAUGCUGGAUUCGUGCGAGCAAACAAUGGGACAUGCAUAGACCUUGAUGAAUGUUCCGAUAACCCAGGAGUAUGUGCUCCAGACGAGGACUGUAAAAACACAUAUGGUAGCUAUCAAUGUGUGAAACACACAAAAUGUGACCCAGGAUUCAGACGAGACCCAAUGACUAUGGCCUGUGAAGAUAUCAACGAGUGCUUGCUGGAUGUUUGCAAGCCAAACGAGAUUUGCUUGAACAAGAAGGGCUCUUAUGCCUGUUUCACUCAAACGUGUGAGCCGGGUUUCGAAAACGUAGAUGGAAGAUGCGUUGAUAUCGAUGAAUGUAAAAGUAAUGAUGCCUGCUUACCAGGUCAACGAUGCUUUAAUAACGAAGGCAGCUAUUUUUGUUUUACUCUCCCAUGCCAAGCCGGAUACAAGCGAGUCAAUGGAACAUGCCAAGAUAUUGAUGAAUGUCAAAACGUACCAAGCCCUUGUCCUGAUGGCUCUUACUGUGCCAAUCUGAUUCCUUCAUUUGUCUGUGUUGUCGCACCUUGUAAAAAGGGUUAUAGAUUUGACAGCAAGAAGGACAAAUGCUACGAUAUCGACGAGUGUGCAGGAAAUAAAAACAAAUGCAACACUGUCUUCGAAAAUUGCGUGAAUACGUUAGGGGAUUAUUUUUGCGAACGAAAGUUGUGCCGAAUCGGUUACCAGAUGAGUGACAAGGGGAUAUGUGAAGAUAUUAACGAGUGCUCCAAUGCUUCGUCACCCUGUAAACCAGACCAGGAUUGUGUCAAUCUUGAAGGUUCAUACAAGUGUGAAGAGCUUGCUAUUAUCACCAAAGCACUAACAACAGCGACACCUAUCAAGCCAACUACUCAUAUGCCAAAUUUGAAAACAGAUAAUUCAUUGCCAAAAACUGCGCAUGUUUCAAAGAUUACAACCAAAAUCUCUCAGGUAAAUGCUGAUUUGGUGGUCUCGACAUCUCCUCCUGAAUCACAGAAGACGGACAAGGUUGUCAAUGAUAGAACAGCCAUAAUACGUACAGAUGCAAUGAAGCAAGUCGCAACCACUACUGCAAGAACAAAUUCGAUCAAUAAUGAAAUUUACGAGAAUGGAAAGUCGACAACAACUAAAGAGACGGCAUAUUUGGCGAAAACGGAAGUGCCAUUUGAGCCUCAGACUGAAGAGCCAAAUACAUUUGAAGGAAUUUUCAACGUCAAUACGGUAGCCUCAACUGUGGAAAAUACAAACCAACCAAUAGUUAAAACUGCGAAUAAAGUAGAAAUACCAUCUUCUUCAAGCGUGAAAGAUUUUAAAGGGCCAACUUUUGAACCACAUUUGACAACUAAAGAGUCUUCAAAUAUUAUUUUCUCUACUUCUAAGCAUUCCACUAAUGCUAAAAUCUCGUCAACGCAUAAUCCAUCGACUACCAAAAGAGCAUCCUCAACAACUGAGUUUCCAACUGCUGUUCCACUAGUUACUGAUGAAUACGAAUAUGAAACUUCGUGGUGGAUAUUUGAUAGAUUUAAAACUCCAAAUAUACCCUCAACAACUGCCAAAUCUAGUUCCAGUAAUUUGCGGUUAACAAAGCCCUCUUCACCAACAACCAGAAAUAAGAAUCUUCUGACUAAAGAAAAUGCACAUGUAAAAAAAGAUACUUCAGGUGAAAACUCACCAGCUCCAACGCGGCAAACAUUACUAACAGAUGCUAAAGCUUUACUUAGUAAAACACCGUCAACUGAACCUAAAGCAGUCACAGAGAAACCAGUCAAAACAAAUCCUCCUGCUACACAAAGCACUGCAUCGCCCAAAGAACCCGCGGAAGUGACAGAGGAACCAGUAAAAACAGAUGCUCCUGCUGCCCCAAGCACUGCAUCGCCCAAAGAACCCGAAGUAGUCACAGCGGAACCAGUCGAAACAGAUGCUCCUGCUCCACUAAGCACUGCAUCACCCAAAGAACCCGAAGUAGUCACAGAGGCACCAGUCAAAACAGAUGCUCCUGCUCCACCAAGCACUGCAUUGAUUACUGAACCGGCAGUGGCCACAGAGAAACCAGUCAAAACAGAUGCUCCUGCUCCACCGAGCACUGCAUCGCCCAAAGAACCCGAAGUAGUUACAGAGGCACGAGUCAAAACAGAUGCUCCUGCUCCACCAAGCACUGCAUUGAUUACUGAACCGACAGUGGCCACAAAAAAACCAGCCAAAACAGAUGCACCCGCUGAACCAAGCACUGCAUCGCCCAAAGAACCCGAAGUAGUCACAGAGGAGCCAGUAAAAACAGAUGCUCCCGCUGAACCAAGCACUGUAUCGCCAACUGAACCCAAAGAAGUCACAGAGGAACCAGUAAAAACAGAUGCUCCCGCUGCACCAAGCACUGCAUCGCCCAAAGAACCCGCGGUAGUGACAGAGGAACCAGUAAAAACAGAUGCUCCUGCUGCACCAAGCACAGUAUCGCCCAAAGAACCCGCGGUAGUGACAGAGGAACCAGUAAAAACAGAUGCUCCUGCUGAACCAAGCACUGCAUCGCCCAAAGAACCCAAAGUAGUCACAGCGGAACCAGUCGAAACAGAUGCUCCCGCUGAACCAAGCACUGCAUCACCCAAAGAACCCGAAAUAGUUACAAAGGCACCAAUAAAAACAGAUGCUCCUGCUCCACCAAGCACUGCAUUGAUUACUGAACCGGCAGCGGCCACAGAGAAACCAGUCAAAACAGAUGCUCCUGCUCCACCAAGCACUGCAUCGCCCAAAGAACCUGAAGUAGUUUCAGAGGCACCAGUCAAAACAGAUGCUCCUGCUCCACCAAGCACUGCAUUGAUUACUGAACCGGCAGUGGCUACAGAAAAACCAGCCAAAACAGAUGCUCCUGCUCCACCAAGCACUGCAUCGCCCGAAGAACCCGAAGUAGUCACAGAGGCACCAGUCAAAACAGAUGCUCCUGCUCCACCAAGCACUGCAUUGAUUACUGAACCGGCAGUGGCUACAGAAAAACCAGCCAAAACAGAUGCUCCUGCUCCACCAAGCACUGCAUCGCCCAAAGAACCCGAAGUAGUCACAGCGGAACCAGUCGAAACAGAUGCUCCCGCUGAACCAAGCACUGCAUCACCCAAAGAACCCGAAGUAGUCACAGAGGCACCAGUCAAAACAGAUACUCCUGCUCCACCAAGCACUGCAUUGAUUACUGAACCGGAAGUAGUCAAAAAAGAACCUGUAAAAACAGAUGCUCCAGCUCCAGCAAGCAUUGCAUCGCCCAAAGAACCCAAAGUAGUCACAGAGGCACCAGUCGAUACAGAUGCUCCAGCUCCACCAAGCACUGCAUCGCCCAAAGAACCCGAAGUAGUCACAAAGGAGCCAGUAAAAACAGAUGCUCCUGUUCCUCAAAGCACCGCAGCAGCAACCGAACCUGCUGUAGUCACAAAUGCGCCAGUUAAAACAAAUGCGCCUGGUCCUUCAAGCACUGCACCACCGACUAAAGCUCCAGUGAUCACAAAGACCCCCAGCAAUACAGAUGCGCCUAAUCCAUCAUCGGUGCAAAGCUCGUCAGCACCAACCAAACCGUCAGUGGAUACAGAUGCGCCUAUGAAAACAGAAACUUUUGUAGCACCCACUGUAGCAACAACCAAACCUCCAACGGUUGUCACUGGUGAAGAAACUGAAGUAGUUUGCCCCUUUGGAUAUAAAGCAAAAUUGAAAGGGGUGUGCGAAGAUAUUGAUGAAUGUAAUGAACGGAGCCACUCAUGUCAUGAAGACCAAAUUUGUGUCAAUAUCAGAGGAGGACAUCGUUGUGCUUGUCGUCGAGGCUUUAGGAUGAGAGACGGCGAUAGAAAAUGUGUUGAUGUCGAUGAAUGUCGAAUGAGUCUUCAACUUUGUCAGCAAGAUUGUGUCAAUACUGUUGGGUCAUACAAUUGUAAAUGCAGAGCAGGCUAUGUCCUAAGGAAGGACCAGAGAACAUGCAUAGCUGAUAAACAGACAUCACAGUCAAAUAUGAUUGGUCGUAGAGCUAAAGUGCUAUAUGCCAAACCAAUCAGAUGCUUUAACUUCAUGGGCUCUACAAUGUGCUUUUGUCCGCAGACAUUUAAAUGGAACAGAUAUGGUAUGAGGUGUGAAAAAACUAUUGUCCUCCAUAAUUCUGUAAAAGAGCGUUUCUUACUACCCAAUCCAAACAGGUGUUUUAUGUUCCACAACACAAAGUUCUGUCGUUGCCCAAGUGACUACAAGUGGGACAUGGCUAGAAGGCAUUGCCGAUGGUCACCUUACAUGAAUGCUGACAAUGAAGUUGGCCUGCAACAAGGUGGUAUCAAUGUGAAGGAGUCUGACGUCAUUCAAGCUGUCAAAUCAUCACAGAUAACAGCAGCCGUACCAACCACUGUUGCUGUGACAACCAAACAACUCGUGGUAAGAACAACUGAAGAGCCGUGCCCUGAAUUCUUCGCAAGGGCAUGUACACAUAAAUGUAUGACUAUGAACAAAAUGUAUUUGUGUUCAUGUCCUGCUGGCUAUCAAAAAAAAUAUCAUGGGCAUUGUAGUGAUAUAAACGAGUGCACUGCCGGUCAGAAUGGAUGCACCAAGCAGCAAUACUGCUUCAAUACACUAGGAUCUUACCGAUGCGUUGACCUGAGCUGCCCAGAAGGCUUCCUACAUUAUGGCAAAAGAAUGUGCAGAAAACCCUGCACUAAGCGACCAACAGGACCUCGGGACAUUUGCACGGACAGAUUCAUUAACUUCCGACAGUUUGCUGUUCCAAAAGGGACAAAACAAGGAAGUCGACUAGCAACAUUGAGAUCGUCGCAUUAUUAUAGCUUCUUUGGUAAAUCACAGUUUUACUUCAGAGAUGGCCAGUCUUACUUCACCCUUCGUAAUUUUGGCGCUGCAUGCUCCCUUAACACCAAGAGGGAUCUUAUUUAUCCAGGAGACUACAGUGUCGAGAUAGUUGGUGAUGUAAUAAACAACAAAGGACAACUGCUAUGUAGAACAACAUUUAAGAUUCUUGUCAAUGUCGGAAACUAUGCGUUUUAGAUGAAUUUGAAUGUGAGUAGGCGCCGUAACCACGGCACUGAAGGCCUAGGAAAGAACACGUAAAAUGAGAUUGAAUUUCUUGGUGACAGGUUUUAAAUGCUGAAAUUUGAAGAGCAAGUAGUUGUCUGUAGCUUAAGAAUAUUGUCGCGCCUGUCCGUUGAAUAGGCGUGUGGCACAGAUGGAAUCUAGUGUACACGCCCAUGAUAUCCGAUGACCAUGUUAUGAAACAGCUAUCGUUUCCAUUUCUUCUGCUUUAUAGUUUUCUCUAAUACCAACUUAUAUGUAACUACAACAAAAAUAUAUCAGCUGUCGAAUUAUUCACGUUCCAAACCAAAGCAGUGAUACCCUUUUCAGCUUUUUGAUAAUUCUUGGUUUCAUCUCAGAUUCUCAGUCCAUCGUCGAUUCCACAGUUUCUAGAUUUUAGAACCGAUUAGAUUUGGUCAAGGGUACCCGCCUGAGAUAAACCUUAUACUCAAUAAAAGAAGGUUUUCAUUUUUAAAGAAUUAUAAACUCACAUUCCAAAGUUUUCUAACGCAAGAUGAAUCGAUGAUUUUUCAAAGAAGUAGUUUUCCGUUUGUUCAAUCUUUUCAAGUCUGGGCAUUCGAAGCAAGUUGAGGUUGAGGUAGAAACAGAAGUGUUCUCUACAGUCUGUGCCCUGAACAAAGUGUAGCUUUUUCAGUAUAUAUGACGGAGUAUUAGUCCCUAAUGCAAAAAGUAGGGUCAAACGGUUAAACUGUAUUAUAGAGCAAUUAGAAAUUUUUUAAUACACCAGGAACAAUUUUGCAUUUUAUGCUGGUUUUCUAACCUUAGAUUCAUUUUAAUUUCAUGUAAAUUAAAACUGCUAAUGUAGCUCAGUCUAUAUAACGUGUCAGGAGGUUCGAAUUGUAACGAAGAUAUUUUAUACCUAAUACUCUACCUAUAUAUAGAUAUAUAAAUAUAUGAAUAUAGAAAUAUAGUUAAUCCUUAGUCACAACGAUUGAACGUUCUCUCUUUCUUUAUUUAUUUGGGUAUCUUAAUUAGAAAAUUUUCUUGAUUUAUCUAGAAUUUUUACUGAUAACUUUGUAAUAGACAAGGGUAACAAUUGGAAAAUAAAAACUUCAUCACCCUCGCUGUUU
Rhopilema esculentum is the source of this 11000-nucleotide messenger RNA. RefSeq lists its product as uncharacterized. The record is from RefSeq and is a predicted model, not a curated record. Lineage: Eukaryota; Metazoa; Cnidaria; Scyphozoa; Rhizostomeae; Rhizostomatidae. Gene Ontology annotation, molecular function: calcium ion binding.